AUGUCAGCCCAGAUGGAGCAACAAGUGAUCCUUAGGGAGACACAGAAGGCACUAAAUGCCCUGCACAUCCAACCACACUACCAUCCUGACCACUGUCUCUCCUCAGAUCCUGAUGGAAACAGCACAGGAGCUAAGAGUCUUGGGAAUAAUAAUGCUUUCAGUCAAGUGCCCUCAGCCAUCAUUUUGGGAAGCAAGCCCUUGAGAGAUGCAGCUAGAAACUAUUCCUCUAGCGUCUCCACAGGCGGUCUAGGAUUCUGCAUCAGGAAACCGAGACAGCAGCACUCUCCGCCCCCCUUCGCUUUGUCACUAUGUUUGUCCUUCGCGGCUUGCCGUCCCCGGCGCUGGAAGGGAACUAUGGCGGCGCCCGUGUUCCUUCUGGGGCAUGGUGUGCGGCCACGGCCCUGGACUUUGCGCGCUUUCACUACGGUUUUGUCUCCGGUCAGUGACCCGCAUGUUCCAAACACGCUUAAAACAGAAAGCAAUAAAACAUCAAAGAAUGGAAAACAUAAAAAACAGGUUCCGAAUCCUAGGACAACGAAGAUGGCAGUUGAUCAGGACUGGAUGAGUGUUUAUCCCGCUGCAGCCCCAUUUAAACCCUCAGCAGUGCCUCUUCCUAUUCGAAUGGGCUAUCCACUGGAAAAAGGAGUGCCCAUGGCCAAGGAAGGAAAUCUAGAGCUUCUGAAGAUCCCCAAUUUCUUGCAUUUGACUCCUGUAGCAAUUAAAAAGCACUGUGAGGCUCUUAAAGAUUUCUGCACUGAUUGGCCAAGUGCACUGGACAGUGAUGAGAAAUGUGAGAAGUAUUUUCCCAUCGAAAUUGAGACAGCUAGUUAUGUUUCAGCAGGACCGUCUCUUUAUAAUCCCAAAGCAAGAGUUGUAACAUUAAAGGUUAGACUUUCCAAACUGAAUUUAGAUGACCAUGCAAAGAAGAAAUUGAUUAAGCUCGUUGGAGAGAGGUACUGCAAGAACACAGAUAUACUUACGAUCACUACUGACAGAUGUCCUUUACAGAGACAGAAUUAUGACUAUGCCAUGUAUCUAUUAACGGUUUUAUACCAUGAAUCAUGGAAAACCGAAGACUGGGAGAAAAAGAAGACUGAAGCAGACAUGGAAGAAUAUGUAUGGGAGAAUAGCCGCUCAGAAAAAAACAUCCUGAAGACUCUUCUCCAAAUUAAAGCUUCAGAAGAAACUGCUGGAGUCACACAGGAGGAGAUCCUUGGUUCUCAAGAAGUUGGGAAUUACAAAAAAUCUGUUGUUGCACUUAAAAAUGAGGGUGAUACUGAAAAUAACCUUUCUCAGUAUAAAGACGCAGUAAAGAAGCUAUUGAAUUUGACAUGACUGCAAUGUUGGAGGGGGGAACUGUUGCUUAGUCAUAAUUUGUUGUCAGGUGUUUGUAUGGUCUGAUCUCUGUGAUGAGGUAUACACAAUUUUAAAUAAUAUAUUAAAAACCACUCUUUUGUUCUAGAGUUAGAAUUACUUCACACUUUUAAAAAUAUAAACACUUAACUAAUUUUUAAUGUCCCAUAAUUAGUAAUAAUUAAAAGUGAAAUUGUUAUCCCUAAUGUUAAUUUUGAUUUUUUUCAUUCAUUUCAAACUUUGCCGAUUACAUUUCCUCUCCCUUAAUAUGAUAUAUGUUGCUUGCUUUUGAUUUGUGAAUUUUUUAGGCUUAAGCUGUUGUCUCUGCCAAAUAGUAAGUGAUGCUAAAAGGGAGAAAUAGUAACUGCAUCUAAAAUUUGGAAUACAGUCAGCCAACAAGCAUUUAUUAGGCACCUGCUGUGUGCCAGACACUGUGCUAGGAGUUGGAGAUACAAAUAAACUGUAUGAAGAGACACAAUUUAAUUUAAAAUCCCCCAACCACUGAUAGGAAGAAAAUAGUGUUGAUUAGAGUCUGUAUUUUUAAAAUCUUUCGUUUCUUGCAAAUGCAAAAAAAAAAAAGGUCAGUAAGAAUCAGAAUAAGGGACUUGUUGACCAUAACCCAGAUUUUAGGACUUAAGUAUUUCUGACAGAGGAGUAGAAAAAUGAGUAGAAAUCAAAGGGCUUUCCAAAAUAAUUGACCAUAAGAUUCAUAUAAAAUGAAGAUUUAUGUUGACAGGCUGCAAUUUAUAUAAUAAUGACCCUGUAGUAUGACACUGUGCCAAAAGGAGGAAAAAACUUCAGCACUACAUUAUAUUCCUUUAACUUAUGUAAGAUAAGAUAAUUACUUGGCUUGGCUUAUGUUUUUAAGCAUAAUUUAAGAAAUAUUACAUUUCAGAAUAUAAAAGAAAAAUUGUGAAGUGAUAAAAAGAAGAAAUCAGGUUUUAAAAUAAGAUAGAAAAGAAAGUAUUGAAAAUGGAAGAAUUGAUAGAAGAGCCCAGAGUUUGGUAGACUAUUAUAUAAUUAGUGCAUAUGGAAGCACACAUAAUAAUGAAUUGAUUACUGAGGCAGUACUAAUUGAGGCUUAAUGGGAAUUCUUUCAGGCUACAAAAAUCAUGCAAGAUGUCUUAAAGAAGAUGGCCAAAGUUGCUGGCUCUAGGUUGCAUUUGCUGCUAAUUAAUAAUUAUAUUUUCAGAAAUAAUUAGUUAAUUCCGGUUUAAAUGUGAAACUGUUAUUUUAGAACUUUGACCCUUUAAAUAUUGUAACUUUGAAACUGAGAUCAGGUUGGAUUGAAUCUGGAAAAUUUGUGUCGUGCUUUCAUUGAUCCUAAAUUGCUCGCUACUGCAAAGGUUAGUAUUGUGACCAACAAAAUUUUCCUGAAGUUCUACAGCUGUGAAUUGUGGAACUCUGUGAUGCUGGAAGUCAAAAUUAUAAGUAGUGUAAAGGACUACAAAAAAAACCCACUGUGGACUCAAGUAGGCGUGAGAAGUAGCACAAAAAGACAUCACUGGAGAUGUGUAUGAUUAAAAAGAUUCAUCAUAUCUUUGAAAGAGCAGAAAUAUAAUAUUAAGUCCAAUAUAGUGGGAAGAAAGUUGUUUCCUUUGUAUUAUACCUUUUAUUGGGAAGAACUGAUCUCUGUGUACUUUUUAUCAUUUAGGCUGGAUAGUGAGUUUUUUGUUAGUGAAACGCAGUCGUUUCUCACAUAAAUCCUUAAUAAUUAUUACCUGAACAUUUACCAUAGUUGCAUGGCUAUUGGAUAAUCAAAAGACAUAAGAAAUACAAUCUUCUUAAGGGUC
Phascolarctos cinereus (koala) is the source of this 3146-nucleotide messenger RNA. It is a transcript of the gene MRPS35, whose product is annotated as mitochondrial ribosomal protein S35. Gene Ontology annotation, cellular component: mitochondrial small ribosomal subunit. Gene Ontology annotation, biological process: mitochondrial translation. Gene Ontology annotation, molecular function: structural constituent of ribosome. The record is from RefSeq and is a predicted model, not a curated record. Lineage: Eukaryota; Metazoa; Chordata; Mammalia; Diprotodontia; Phascolarctidae.